Paramisgurnus dabryanus is the source of this 1803-nucleotide messenger RNA. RefSeq names its product 1-acylglycerol-3-phosphate O-acyltransferase 9, like (gene agpat9l). The record is from RefSeq and is a predicted model, not a curated record. Gene Ontology annotation, biological process: triglyceride biosynthetic process. NCBI's taxonomy places the organism in Eukaryota, Metazoa, Chordata, Actinopteri, Cypriniformes, Cobitidae. Gene Ontology annotation, molecular function: glycerol-3-phosphate O-acyltransferase activity. Gene Ontology annotation, cellular component: endoplasmic reticulum.
CAUUUCACAGGUCUGGGCGUCAGAACAUUGUUAUUUUCGCAAUGUCAAAGCGGCAGUGCUUCGUUUAACAACUUUUGAAACAUCUAAAACUACAGUAACAUCCGGCUAUGACGAGGCCUACAUCGGAUUUUAUCAGCUGUUUGUCUUUUACUGCUGCUGUCAUUCAGUGAAAUCUGGGGUCCUGUAAAGUGAGAUUAUGGAGGGGUUUUGGGCUGCACUGUUCCCUGUGCUCAGGGUUUGGUUCAACUGUUUGGUGCUCCUCAUCAUGUUACCAGCCAUGUUCGGGAUCUCUCUUGGCAUCACAGAGACAUACAUGAAGAUUCUUCUUAAAAGCCUUGAGUGGGCAACACACAGAAUCCAAAGGGGAAGCAGAGCAGAGGAAAUUCUGAAACGUUCUGCAUCUAAUGGUUUAAUUCAGCGAGAUAAUUCCUCAUUGGAGCAGGAGAUCGAGGCAUUGCGCCAGGACAGACCAAAGCCGGCUGAGCAUGGACGCUUUACUCUUAGCGAUGUGUUCUACUUUACUAAAAAAGGCAUUGAAAACAUAGUAGAGGAUGACGUCACGCAGAGAUUCACUUCGGAGGAGUUGGUGUCCUGGAAUCUUCUCACCCGAACCAACAACAACUUUCAGUACAUAUCAGUCAGACUCACUAUACUGUGGGGAGUUGGCGUACUUGUGAGAUACUGCAUACUUCUUCCUCUCAGAGUUACACUGGCAACUAUAGGCGUGAGCUGGCUGGUGAUUGCCACAUCUCUGGUGGGUUUCCUCCCUAAUGGCAGGGUGAAGGGUUGGCUGAGUGAACUCGUUCACUUAAUGUGUUACAGAAUCUGUGCAAGAGCGCUUUCAGCAACCAUACACUACCACAACAAACCGAACAAACCAAAGAAGGGAGGAAUUUGUGUGGCCAAUCACACUUCACCAAUCGAUGUUGUUAUUCUGGCUAAUGACGGCUGUUAUGCCAUGGUAGGACAGGUUCACGGUGGUUUAUUGGGUGUCAUCCAACGAGCCAUGGAGCGAUCGUGCCCUCAUAUAUGGUUUGAGAGAGCGGAGAUGAGAGAUCGCCACCUGGUGACACAGAGGUUGAAAGAUCAUGCAAAUGACAAAACGAAGCUCCCAAUACUUAUAUUUCCUGAGGGAACUUGCAUUAACAAUACCUCAGUAAUGAUGUUUAAAAAGGGAAGCUUCGAAAUCGGAGGAACUAUUUACCCCGUGGCCAUAAAGUACGACCCUCAGUUUGGAGAUGCGUUCUGGAAUAGCAGCAAGUAUAGCAUGGUCAGCUAUCUUCUGCGGAUGAUGACCAGCUGGGCUAUAGUGUGUAAUGUCUGGUAUAUGCCUCCCAUGACACAGAAGGAAGGAGAAGAUGCUGUGCAGUUUGCAAACAGGGUGAAAUCUGCCAUAGCCCAACAGGGAGGUUUAGUGGACUUGGCCUGGGAUGGGGCUCUUAAGCGAGCACGGGUGAAGGAUUCAUUUAAAGAGCAACAACAGAAGAUGUAUAGUCACAUGGUGGUGGGAGAUGACAGUAGUGACUAAGACAAAACCCCAUCAAAAAAGUUCCUCUCAUCAGAAACAAAAGACUGAAACAUGAAAUUGAUAUUUUCAUCUGCCAAUCAAAGGGUCGGAAAUCCAAAUAUCAAACAUAGUUUUGUUUGAAUAGUUUUAUUAUUGGAAAAUAUAAAUAAUGCCUACAAAUUUCAAACUGCUCACAAAUACAGUACUAAAAAUGGUUACUCGAUAAAAUCAAAAAAUAGAUUUUUUUAUGUUCCACAGUAAACUUUUCCUCCUUUAGUUCUUGAGAAGAUCAUCUA